Molecule: messenger RNA, 854 nt
Organism: Scomber scombrus (Atlantic mackerel)
Lineage: Eukaryota; Metazoa; Chordata; Actinopteri; Scombriformes; Scombridae
Gene: mphosph6
Product: M-phase phosphoprotein 6
Exons: 5
Coding region: 114-617 (167 amino acids)
Biological process (GO): maturation of 5.8S rRNA
Source: RefSeq, a predicted model, not a curated record
CAGCAGCUGCACUCGUGGGUUUUUUUUUUUAGCAAAACAUUUCGUUUAAUGAUCCAAAAACCACCUAUCAUUAGCUUCUUUAGUUGAAUUAAUUAUCUAUAAUCAGGUUAAAGAUGGCGGCAGACUCUGCGAAACUGUCUAAAAACCUCAUGCGCAUGAAGUUCAUGCAGAGAGGUUUGGAUGCGGAGACAAAGAAACAGCUGGAAGAAGACGAGAAGAGGAUAAUAAGUGAUGAACAUUGGUAUCUGGAUCUGCCAGAGCUCAAAGCUAAAGAGAACCUCAUCAUAGAAGAGAAGAGUUUUGUCCCAUGUGAGGACCUGUACUACGGCCGAAUGUCGUUCAAAGGUUUUAAUCCAGAAGUCGAGAAACUGAUGGCUCUGAUGAAUCCGAAGGAGGAAGUGGAGAAAGAAGAGGAAGAAGACCGCCGAAUGCAAACAGACGUCACAGAUGAAGAGAUGGCGCUGAGGUACGAGAGUUUAGUAGGAAGCAUGAAGAAGAAGUUUGCCAAGAAGCGAGAUCGAGCGGCCAUCGUAGAAGUAGAAGAAGUAGAAGAAGACGUGAACCAGAACGUGGUGGAAACAAACCCAAAGAGAGUUUUUCUGAAGCCUCAGGACUGAAACCACAGAAGAAGAACUCUGUAUUUUUUAUGUAAAAGACUCAAAAUAUGUUUUUUUUAAAACAACUGUGUGCAUGAACAUGUUUAUGUAUAUAUCUAGAGAGAGCGCAUCAGUGAUUGUGACGAGCAGAAUGAGGAUUUUAAAGGAUGAAUGGAUGUUAUACAUCCUGCUUUUUGGGUUAGUAUUUUCUUUUUUUUUAAAGAUGUAUCUUUGAGAUGCUGAGAACAUCUGGUGUGU